Molecule: messenger RNA, 3799 nt
Organism: Cyprinus carpio (common carp)
Lineage: Eukaryota; Metazoa; Chordata; Actinopteri; Cypriniformes; Cyprinidae
Gene: exoc3l2a
Product: exocyst complex component 3-like 2a
Exons: 13
Coding region: 169-2976 (935 amino acids)
Biological process (GO): exocytosis; exocyst localization
Cellular component (GO): exocyst
Molecular function (GO): SNARE binding
Source: RefSeq, a predicted model, not a curated record
CUGGUAGCAAACUGAAUGGCUGCCUCCGACAUUCCAAUACAAGGCCCCAAAAUCUUUGAGACAGACACACACACUCUUACUGAUAGGUUCUCUGUCACUCUCACAGACACUGGAAUGGAUUUGCCCUGAGCUGACUGCCCACUGCAGCGUAAGUAAAUCAGUGACAGGAUGCCCAUCCUCAAGAGGCUGCCCAGGAUGAUCAAAAGUAACAACAGCAAUGGUGAUCUCCAAAAGAGUAAUCUUACUAAUGGUGAACUCACCCUAAAGAGUAACCACAGCAACGGGGAACUCAUUCUACCACCAUCCGAUCUGAAUCCAUUUGAGGGGGCGUGGGCAGGCAUGGGGUGGAAUAAUGAAGAAGUUGGGGUCUGGGAGAAUGGACAAGACUACCAGAGAUCAUCUCAGGUGAGCGAAGCACUGGAGAAUGAGGCAAACGCAGAGCAGCGUGGAGGGUCAAAGGUCACUGAUGGAUCGAAAGAAAAGAGAGGAACUCUGGAACGAAUCUGUGGCUCAUCACCACUGAAGACCCUUGGAAAAUUAGGCAAGGGCCUGCGUAUGACCGGAAAAAAUGUGUGGGGUGCCACUCCUUCACUACGAAGUGCCACUCUCCCGGCAGCACCCGCCUCAGGAAAGAUAAAAAAGAACUAUCGACGAGCCUCAGAGGAGAUCAUGACUUUACUGAGGUUUGCAGGCCGUCGUAAGGAGAGUGAGCGUAGAGAUAGUCUACCUACAGGUGAUCUGACCACUGAAAACGAAGAAGACAGUCGCAGACGUCCCUCAUUCCUACGAAUAGUCAGUCUGAGCAAACUCAGAGGGGACUCGCUAACAAAUCGCAGUUCGCAGGAAGACGAUGAAGAGUCAGUAGAAGAAGAACCACCGGUCAAACGCAGGGAGCCACUAUCAGUGUUGGAGAUCUUACAGUUAGUUAAUCAGAGAGACCUACUGCUUGCCGACACGCACAUCCUGGAGCUUGAGAGGGAGUGUGAACUUGACCCCUCCCUCUUGACACAAACCACACCCACUUCAACCACACCCAGUAACAUACCUCCUCCUACACUCAUGUCAUCUCCCUGGCUCCCCCUGUUGGCUGGUUCAGGCAGUAAGGAUUCUGGCACAAGCAUGUGGGAUGCUGGGCUGCGCAAAGUGAAAGACGUUGAGCUGCUUUACGAGGCUCUUCAGAGAGAGAUGUGGGAUGUGGUGAGGGAGUCACUACGUCAACCCUGCAGCGGGCCUCAGCUUGGCCUAGUGGUGCUGGUCAUUCAACAGGAAGAGCAGGCUGACAAGGUCUGGGCCCUGCGGCAAGAGGCCCAGUCCAACGUCCAAACUGGUGACCAGUCCGAAGACCAUUCCCGGCCUUCCAAGCGUCCCAGGAGACUGCGUCAAAGGUGGGUGGAGGCGGUGGGAGAGGCAGCUGACUGGUGUCUUCCACAACCAGGUGGCAUCGCUGCAGGGCAGAUGGGCAUGUAUUUGGAGCGACUGAGGGGCCGACUGGUGGAGGAUAUGGAUGCGGCACGUCGGAAUGUGGUGGCGGUUUAUCCCGAGGAGUUUGGUGUUUUUCAGGUCUACAUGCAGAGUUAUCACAGGGCUGUUGCCAAACGACUGAAGACCGUCACUAGUGGACCCAUUCAGAUCACAGACACAUACUCACUGCUGGACUGGAUCUACAACAUUUACAACAGGGACGUCCUGGCUACAGUUGGAGCAAUGGGCACUAUAGUGUGUGAAGCUCUUGAACCUCUGCUGCCUGAAGAUGUCAUAGACCGGCUGGAACAGGACUGCGUCGAGACUGUUUGGGACAAGAUGACUACGGAGCUCUCGCAAGUUUUGGAUGAUGAAGAAAAGCGAUGGGCUCAGACGCUGCACAUUGAAGAGUAUCAGUCUGGCCUUGCCUGUUCUGUUAUACAGAGGCUGAAGGUAGAUUUGGACAGAUCGACAGCUGUCAGUCAGCCACUAGGUGCUCGUGUUGCUCGCUGCACCUUGAAUGGACUUGCAGAUUUCCUGCACAGUUUCCAGAGAAAGGUUGAGAUGUUCCAUGACACACAGUCAGAGUUUGGGGAUCAUGGGGAUGGUUAUGUCUCCAGGACCAUUGCUCUUGUCAACUGUGUUCCACCUUUCAGGAAUUUUGUGGAGCGCUGUCAUCUGUGUGAUGCUCUUGGCAGUGAGGAUGUCUCCCAGCGAGCUCAAUCAUCUCUGGAGCGAAUUGUUAACCAGUCAGUGCAAGUUCUCUCGGACAUACUGUUUGAAAACAUCAGGCCAUUCUUCGAUAAGCUGGUAAAGAGGAAGUGGCUGGAAAACACUGAGGCCUAUGAGAGCAUUGAGAUGACUAUUAAACAGCACUUUAAAAAGUUCCGCAGAAUGGACUGCCCUCCAUAUCAGGCAUUGGUGAAUGAGGUGCACAGGCGGGUCCUGGUUGAAUAUGUUCGUGCCAUCAUGAGGGGGCGGGUUAUCUGUACAUCACUCAAAAUGAGGAAGAGAGUGGCAUUCCGUCUGCAGGAUGAGGCCAAACAGCUGAAGGCUCUUUUUAAAGAUCUGGAAUCAACUUCCUCCUGGUUGGACAGUGUGAUUGUUCACCUGGCUGAGAUCAUAGUUUUGGAGGACACUCCCUCUAUUCAGAUGGAAGUUGGGGUUUUGGUGAAGGAAUUUCCAGAUAUACGGAGGAAACACAUCUCUGCUAUGUUGAAUGUCCGUGGGAUGGUGCAUCAGACAGACCGUCAGGAGAUUUUAGCUGUUGUCCGGGACUUGGAGAACAGCGACAGCUCCAUCAAUCUGCCCCGAGAUCGUGCCCUCUUCUCUGAAAUCGCAGUGGCCAAAGACAUGUCCUGUCUGGGGUUGGUUCUGAUCCGCUUCGGUCUGACUGUGUCAUCAUGGGUUGCCAGUGCCCGGCCGCACCGUAACCGCAACAGAAUGAGUCGAAAUGAGAAACAUGAUGACGAUAGACCACAUUCAAGCCAUGCAAAGCGCUUUACUGAACCUUAAAAAUAAAGAAAUGCAGCAUAACACAUAGCAUCCUGAUAUUUAAAAAAGACACAAUAAACGAUAACUACACAGCAUCACAACAAGUAUUACAUAAUAAAAUCAGUAUUAUAUUAAGCAAAAGAUGGCAUAAAAAGUGCACUCAGUCAGUUGAUUCAGACUAGAUAAAUGUGGUCAGAACCCAGUCAAAAAGGAGGAUAAGAUGAGGUUAUGACAGCAAAAGUAAAAUCACAACAAUACUUGUCCUUCAGAGCACAGCUGGAGCGGAAUAAGUCAGUGGACACUUCAAAGGACGGGAAAUGAUCUAUAAUUCUCCCUCGCUUUAUACAGGCUGUUACUGGACUGCUGUAUACUGACUAGCUGGACCUCUGUUGUGUGAACAGCCACAUGAUUUGAGAGGAGCGCCAGGAAACUCAUCACUGUAGAGUGAGGACAUGCUGAAAUUUUUAUUAGUGCAGGCUUUGUUCAGAACACUGCUUUAGCUUGACAUUAAACCACACACAGAGCAGAUGCAUGUACAUGAUGUCUCAAACACCAGGUACAAUUCUACAGUGCAUAAACAGCCACAUUUCAGAUUUUGAGAGUGCAACAUUUAAAGAAUGUGAAUGUUAAUUCCUCCGAUUUAGUUCUUUUUUGUACUAAAGUUUAGGAUUCUGUACAUCUCAUUUCUUUUCAUGUCUCAUCACUAUACAAAUCUGAGCUGAGAUCUGAAAUCUGACAUGAAUUAAAUGCUUGUGUGAUUUUGUUUCAGGUAAAUAAGAAAUAAAAGCCCCAUUGACUGGGAAAUUAAUUAUAUUGUAAUAAAAAUUGCUAGUGUGUUCUUUAA